AUUCUAUAUGAGAACCGAAUUUCGCAUUCAUUUCGCAUAUUUUAUAUGUUCACAAGGAAUUAUAGAGAUCACUAAUCAAUAUUAAUUAAUGAUUAACUACUAAUAAUCGAAUAAUUAUGGCAAGUGAUUCCGAUUCCGAGGAAGGUGGAGGAUAUGACUGGACCAACAAAUGGCGUCUGAAGAAGCGGCAGCUGGAGGACGAUAUCGUGCGCAAGAACGCCCUCCUGCAGCAGCUCAUGGACGACAACAUGCAAGCGGAGGAAGACAAUCAGGUUCUGCGCGCUACUGUGUCGACGUUGCAAACGCAGUUGCGGGAGGCGCAGACUGAGCUGGAUGAGCUGGCCGCAGACUUCAGUGCCCUCAAUGACGCCAACCAACACCUGCAAGAGACGCUGCUGUCGGUACAGCAGAGCGAAGACGACCUGCGGGAGGCGCUGAAGGCAGCGCAGCAGGAGACGCUGCAGCUGCAGCAGCAGCACCUCGCCUUCAGCGCCACAGCUGAGCACAGGAACAGCAAGCUGCAGGCGCUGCUGCGGGAGCGGGAGGAGCAGCUAGUGGAGCUGAGGUCUGAGCGCAACGCUGUCCUGCGCCUGCGCCGCCAGCAGAAGAAGUUCUCGAGUGAGCGGCAGAACGAACUCGUCGAGAAGCUCCAGAUGGAAAUGGAUGAAAAAAAUCUCGAGAUCUCGAAAUUGACGUCCAAGUUGCGGGAAGCCAGCGAAGAGAUGGACGCAACUACUGAAGUCAUCGCCUCUCUCAGGGCAACCGCUCAGACCAACGCUAGCGACGAGCUCAAGACGCAACUGCAGCGGCAGCGCAAGCAGCUGCAGCAGGAGCGGCAGCUGAACGCGCGUCUGCGGCAGCAGCUGGUAUCAGCUGAAGACGACGCUCAGAUGCACGCAAAACAGUUGGCGUCGGUGACGGAGAACCUGCGGUCGUACAUGAGCGGUGAAUAUUCGUUCGCCGAGGCGCUGAGGGAGCUGAAGGAGUGCAGGAGUCAGCUCGCUCAGCGGGAGUCUCAGGUCGCUGAGCUCACCGCCCUCACAAAUGCCCUCCAGAUCAGAGAGGAUGAAGUCGCUGAAGAAAACGAGCUUUUGAGGUCGCGUCUGAAGCUAGAGCCGCGCGCGGAGCAGGAGCUGCCGGCGGGGGUGGCCAGCCAGCGACAGAGACGCAAGAAACUCAUCACAUCUCUCACCCGCCGCGUCAGGGCGCUCGAGGAGGAGAAGCUAUCACUCAAAACUGAGGUCUACGCACUCACGCGGGAGCUGGCGAACACGCGGCACGCGGUGCAGCUCACGGCGCUCGACCUGCCUGUACAGGAGGCUUUAUCGUGCCUUACAGGAGGCCUGAACAAAGAGGUGUCUGAGGAGCUUCAGCUGAUGCGGCAGGCGUUGGGACAGCUUGCAGGAGAGCUGAGAGAAGCGCUGGGGACAACGUCUAAGAUUGCGGGAGAUCGGUCAGGCCGGAGCUCAGGACUGGGGGAACAAACUGUUCAAGACGCCAGGAAAAUCAUCGCUAAACUUCAGAAGCAGUUUGAUAAACUUUAUUCUGAAGACAUGUGCUUCAUUACAGAGUGUACAUUAACAUGUGCUCCAGUAUAA
Molecule: messenger RNA, 1598 nt
Organism: Hyalella azteca
Lineage: Eukaryota; Metazoa; Arthropoda; Malacostraca; Amphipoda; Hyalellidae
Product: centrosomal protein of 290 kDa
Exons: 13
Coding region: 117-1598 (493 amino acids)
Source: RefSeq, a predicted model, not a curated record